This is a messenger RNA of Orbicella faveolata, 4045 nucleotides long. Its product is annotated as ras-related protein Rab-39B-like. The record is from RefSeq and is a predicted model, not a curated record. Gene Ontology annotation, molecular function: GTP binding; GTPase activity. Lineage: Eukaryota; Metazoa; Cnidaria; Anthozoa; Scleractinia; Merulinidae.
UUGGAGGAAGGAAGCCUUGGCGGAAGAUAUCAUUUGAAUGGUGAAAGAUUGUAUGUGCUUUUUUCUUCAAAGAAUUUUCCAGAUCUAAAUUCGAAGGCAUACUUGCUGGUAGUAGGCAUUUUGAAUGCAAAUGGUUGGAUAAUUUUCUUGCACGUACGAUCCAGGUGUUGUAAAUUUGUACAAUUUAAAGAUGAGCCGCCAACGGAGUGCAGAUGCAGCCCGGUUCAAGCCAAAAUAUUUUUACCAGUUCAGGAUUAUUUUAAUCGGUGACAGUACUGUUGGAAAGUCGUCGCUUUUGCGUCAGUUCACAGAAGGACAGUUUAUUGAAAAUUCCGAUCCAACAGUUGGUGUGGACUUCCAUGUGCGAGUUGUGAUGCUUUCAUCUGAUGUAAAAAUAAAACUGCAGAUCUGGGACACAGCAGGGCAGGAGAGAUUCCGCUCCAUCACAUACUCUUACUACAGAAACACUGUUGGAUGCCUAAUAGUUUAUGACAUUACUAAUAGGGAGUCAUUCCUUAAUGUCAAAGACUGGUUAUCAGAAGCCAAACAGUGUGUUGAGGAGAGCGAUGUUGUCUUCAUGUUGGUUGGCCACAAAAUUGAUAAAGAAUCCAGGAGAGUUGUUUCCACAGAGGAAGGAGAACGCUUUGCCGAAGCAAAUAAUAUGAUGUUCAUCGAGACAUCAGCUAAGGUUUUAUGUAAUAUUGAAGAAGCUUUUAUCAGAGUGACCGAGGAAGUUUAUAAACGAAUGGAGAGAGGAGACUUAGGACUCAGGGGUGGCUGGGAUGGGAUUAAAGCUCUGCCAAUGCGCCCUACAGAUGUUCUUGGAAUUGGACAUGCAGCUUCUGCUGAAGAUUUACUGGAACAGCAAGAGUCUAGGAGAUGCUGUCCAGGUUGAUGCAAGUACUUGUGUCAGCAAUAUUUUAAGCUACCUUAAUUUACCUUUUAUCCACAGAAAAAUGACAAGAGUUUGACACUCAGUUUAGGAGAAAAGGGGUUAAGUCAAUAAAAAAAAAUAGUCCAUAGUAAUCUAAUACUAAACCAAGCACAAGGGCCGUGCUGGGGAAUAAUGGUAUCAGGCCGAGGUCAGUAUAUGAGCACAGCAAGGUACAAUAAGGUCCAUGGAUGUAAAAUGGCUUAGCUCAAGUAUUCUAGGUUAGUUAAGUAUAUUAAGUUUAUUAUAUGGCACUUGAAAACAAAAAUACAUAGCUUGUGAAACUGACUCAGUCAUAAGUCAUAUGGCAAAGUCCUGACCAAGAACGAACCAAUCAGAAAACUCGAAUUUACCUCAAGACUUGACCUUGCCAUAUAAUAACUAUAAUAAUUAUAUUGAAUGUUUUUGUGUGAGUGGAUUUUUUAGUGUGUACUUAAUUCAGCUAGGGAACAUUAAUGUAAUGGUGAAUCUAGUUAGGUUAAGGUCUUUUUAUUCUGACUUUCUUCUCACCAGGAAGAAGUUCAUUAAAAUAAUAAUGUGCCAUUUCUCAGAGGAGCUUUGUUGGACUACCAGUGGUCAGAAUCUAGUCUUUGAACAAUACCAUGAUUCUCAGCAGUGAUAUUGUUUGUGCUGACUGGCUGAUUUUUGCAAGUUCAGACUGCUAAAUGGUACUUGUAGACUUUAACAUGUUGCGUGACUGUGAGAGGAUUAACCGAACUUGCAUUUGUUCCCUGUUGUUAAAGUUGAUUUAGGAUUAUUGGCUGAAGGAGUAUAUUAAGCAGUCUUCAUUGUAAAGUGUUUUUGACUUAUAUGGCAGGCCCCUUCUCUGCCUUUUGAUAAUAACAUACAAACUCUGCUCAAUCAAUGGUAUUCACUACUGUCAGGUUAUAACCAUUAUUCAUGUGAACAUCACAUUUUUAGCUUCUCACCCUCAAGCCUCACCUUCAAAGUGCAGUAAAUUAUUAAUCUAAAAACUUUAAAAAAAUUUUAAGUUAAAGAGAAACCCAAACCAGCAAGAUGAAUAGAAAAGCCAUGUGAAAACAGCAUGAAAGUACUACUGGUUUUUAAAGAAUGUUUGCAUAAACAAGGCUUGAGGUGAAUUUCAGUAAACAGCAUCUUACAGGUGGUCUGUUAUCUUAGUUGACAUCUCUCUUCUCCAACAGAAGUUCACUUCUGUUGGUUUAAAAGCUGUGUCUGUGGGUUGUCAUUAGUAAAUUCGGGUGCAUUUUUUUUUCAAAGUUUCUUUUUUGUCCUUGCAAUAUUCUGAUUGACAGUAGUAACAAAUUCUACUGUUAUUAAUAUUUAAAUUUAUCAUCAUUUAGACCUUAGAGCAGAACUUACUAGUUAGAUGUUUGUAUGUUAUUGAAAGGUGCAGUGUAAGGUUAAAGCCAUGAACAAAGUAUUUUCUAAAUUCUUAUCCUUCCUAAAUUUCAGCAGAAAAAAAAACUCUACACUGUACCAGAGUUUCCACUAAAAGUGUCACAGUUCACUAUGUUUUUCUCAGUGUGAGGUGGGGGACGGGGGUGGGAAAUGGGUUUAUUAGUCUUGUAGAUGUUUGGUAUCAAAAAUCACUACAGACCGAAAUAUUUUAUUAAUCAUUAGUAUUUUACCUAGAUAAACUGUUUCUAUUGUAUCCUGGCAGUUCUUAAGUUAUUUGCCAUAAAAGUUUUUUUUUUUUUUUUGUAAUUUUAGAAAUAGUUUAGUAAUUUUAGCGUAUGUUUUAAUCUGUUGUAUUAUUUUUGGUGCUUUUUAUUUGUUAUUUUUAAGUGGUUAUCACUUCUGAAUCAUUAUUUUAUUAAAAUGCACAAAGUCAAGAACUUUUAAACUUAAAACAGUUUGGAAUGAUAAAGUUACCUCUAGGUGGAAGUAAUGUGUAAUAGGCAGGUCAGUCAGAGGGCUGUAAAACCCAACCUUUGUUACUAUAGUUUGAGGUGGAAAAAGUGCCUUGCAUUAAGAAGGGCCUCUUUUUAACUGAUAAGAAUCUGAAUGCAGGAAUGUACUCACGAACAGAGCAUAGAGAAAUGCAAAGCACAGCCAUGUCCUUAGUGCAUGUGACACUUCGCAGCUUAUGUAACUUAACAAUCACAGGGAGCAACUACUCUUACUAUUUCAUCCAAGCCACAUGCAAGAUAAACUUGAGAAUGCAUGCGACAUAGAAUUGGAACUGGAAUUAGAAGGUCUUCAAGGAAAGGUCAAGGUGCUUGAAGUAAGAUCUUCCUUAGUUUUCUUGCCCAAGACAUCCUACAUGUAUUUCUGACUAUGACUAUCACGUAAAUCGCUACCAGAAAAUUGUUUGGACACUCCUAAGGUAUCUUUAGAGAUAAAACACUGGCUGACUGAAAGGAGACAAUCAAGUAUAUGUGACAGGACUACAUGCCAUCCAUUAGGAUUGGACAGCCAAAAUUGGAAAGGCUCUAGGCCAAAUCCAAUUAAUUGGCUGUCAGAGGAAUUUUUUGAAUCCAAUUAUUUCCAGACGUUGUCCUCUUAGUUAUCUAUGUUGUGUUAGCUUGUGAAUAGGCUCUCUAGUCAAGGAUGGGGUGAAAAAAAGAAAAAAAAGGGAGGAAAGCCACUGUCCUUCCAGCUGGGGUCAGACCCCUCCAGCCAGAGCCUGGCUAAGGUUGUGUAUGACACUCCAAAUUACUUGUAAAUUGGGACACUAUCCAAAUUAAAAUUUAAUUAAAUUUGGACAACUUGCAGAGUGAACAAAAUCAUAAUAAUAUUGUGCCCAAACUUUUGGGCUGGUAAAUAUAUGAUAAUGAUGGUGAACAAGGACUUUUUCAGAACCCACAAGACCCAGAGUAAAGGUCAUAUGACGGUAAAUUAUAGUGUAAUAUAUACUCGUAAUGAACAGCCACAAACAUUUUUCAUAACAUUUUAAUUUAUAUUGAAAGUAACAUUCACAUACAAACACCACCAUAACCAUGUGCUUAGAAAUAUUAUUUCACAGGGUGUUAACAGUACAAAUUUACUUCAGUCUGUAACUGGGUGAAAAUAUGAGAUUUCUUAAAGGUUUCCUUACUUUUGAUGACUGUUCUUCAAUUUACACAUUACUAUGAGCAGUCCAUACUUUCCCUUGUAGACCAUACAGUGAGCAACAGAAAGUUUAAUAUCUUA